Messenger RNA from Penicillium paradoxum, 993 nucleotides. RefSeq lists its product as uncharacterized. The record is from RefSeq and is a predicted model, not a curated record. The coding region runs from base 1 to 993 and encodes 330 amino acids. NCBI's taxonomy places the organism in Eukaryota, Fungi, Ascomycota, Eurotiomycetes, Eurotiales, Aspergillaceae. The transcript is spliced from 2 exons.
AUGCAUGCUGAAACAGCACAGAUCUUUGCCAUCGGCCUGCAAUCCGUCAUCAUCGUUGGCGUGGUGCAGACAGGCGUCGGGUAUGAUCAUGUUACUGCAAUCGCAGAAGUCUAUGGACCGGAUCCCAUCACCAAGCUGCUGCAGCUGGCCAUCCCGAUGCAAUUCCUUUGGGUCCUGAGUCUUAGCUGUACGAAGAUAUCCAUCCUGCUCCUAUACCUUGCCAUCUUCCCCGUGACGUGGGUCGUGCGAACGGUCUGGGUCAAUAUCGCUGUGAUCUUAACCUGGACUGUUGGGACAAUCCUAGCUGGGUGCCUGAUAUGUCGACCCUUUGCAUAUAAUUGGGACCAGACUAUUCCUGGUGGAUCAUGUGGAAACCAAGUCACUUCCUUCACGGUGACCGGGGUGAUCAAUGUCGUCACCGACGUUGUCGUUCUGGUGAUUCCCAUGCCCUUACUGUACACGCUACAGUUGGCAAUAUAUAAGAAAGUGACUUUGAUGAUUAUCUUCGGGCUGGGAACAGUGACCUGCAUCAUCAGCAUUCUCCGUAUUUCUUCUCUCUCCUCAAUGGAUUUUGCUGAUCUUACAUACUCCAUUCCCCUUGUGAACGUUUUCAGUGGGUUGGAGAUCUGCCUCGCCGUUAUCCUCUCUUCGGUCCCUCUAAUGCGGCCACUUCUCACCCGAUCAUCGCGCACACCUGAUCCUACGGCUCAUACAUCGAGCAAAUCCUCGCCGUCGAGUAGAAGAUCAAAGUUCACUGGCGAUGAGGAGUUCCAACGACUGCAGGAUGACUCGAAUGACUUAGCUUUGUGUCCCAUUGGGCCAAAGCAUGAGGUUGGUAUCGCAGUGCAUAAAUUCAAACCGACGGAAGAGCAACACUGGGGCAGUGGAGAUUCUAUCGCAAGUGGAAAGACAAGAGAUGUGGAUUUAGAGGAGAACAGCGGCUGGGGGACCAUCUCAGUGAAGCAGGAAUGGGCAGUGCGACAUGGACAGUAA